CAGCUUGUCACAUGGUACAAGGCUGUUGUGAAUAGCCUUGUACCAUGUGACCUCUGUGAUCAUUCACAGAUUUCACACGUAGUAAGCAAUGAUGUCACAAGUGACAUCUUGCUUACUACUCUGCAUGUGAUCACUGAUUGGCCAAUCAGUUAUCACAUGAUCGUAGUAAACAAGAUGUCACUUCCUGACAUCAUUGCUUACUAUUUGUGAAAUCUGUGAAUGAUCACAGCGAUCACAUGGUACAAGGCUAUUCACAACAGCCUUGUACCAUGUGACAAGCUGUGACCAAUCACAGCUCUCAGUAUUUCUCAAUGGCUGCAAAAAUGCAUCCAGAGAGAAGGAGAGACAAUUGCUUUUACACCCAUAAAGGCUGUAUAAGCAAUCAGUGUAAAAAAA
Staurois parvus is the source of this 396-nucleotide messenger RNA. Lineage: Eukaryota; Metazoa; Chordata; Amphibia; Anura; Ranidae. The record is from the annotation of a GenBank genome assembly.